Messenger RNA from Medioppia subpectinata, 2901 nucleotides. Lineage: Eukaryota; Metazoa; Arthropoda; Arachnida; Sarcoptiformes; Oppiidae. The record is from the annotation of a GenBank genome assembly.
AUGAUAUAUUACGACUGCUGUCCACUUCUGACGGGUCGUGUCAAAAGACCGGAUCAAUUGUUGCCGUAUUUCGUACUCGACAUCUUCGAAGACGACUAUCCGGGUAUUCCGGGCGCGUUCGUGGGUCUGGUGUUUGGCAGCUCUUUGAGUACUUUAUCGUCGGGUAUAAACGGGUACCGCAGGUAUUCAUACCGUAAUGUGGCAAAGGAGAGCAAAAACAUAGUGGAGGCGGCGGUUAUGCUCUACGGCGGGUCCGCCGGACCCCUCUUAGGUCUAUUCUCUUUGGGUCUAUUCAUUCCGUGGGCUAACGCUAUUGGAGGCGCCGCCGCUCUGAUUCUCGGACAAGUCGUAUGCUUUUGGAUAACAAUCGGUUCGGUGGCCGACAAAAGAGAUCCAGCGACUAUGGGUUUGGCGCUGACAACUGUGGGCUGCGAAGCGCUCAACAUAUCCAACCCCUAUAAUAUUCCGGGCGCGCCCUUGGCUUUCAUGCAGUCAUAUAAAAUACCUCGUUAUCAUCCAAAAGGUAUUGAUAUAGUCCAUCACAUUUCUCCAUUCUUCGUGCCGUUCAUCGGUUUCUUUGUGUCACUAAUUGUGGGAAAUAUCGUAAGUUUGGCGACAAAAGGCAAUAAAGGACGGCGUUUAGACAAAAACCUGAUUAACAUCACUGCCUGUUAUUAUUUGGAGAAACUGUUGCCCGAGAGUUGGCGUCAGUUGCAGAACGACAGACCCGGCCGUCAAUCCAGAGAUGACCCGAUUAAUGGCCAAUCGGUGGGCAAACCGAUGGUCGCAAUGCGGGAAAUGGGCCGUCGAUUGGACGGCGCCGAUGGCGACGAAGACAUCGCUCACGAAGACGACCAAUCGAUGGCCAACCCGUUGCGAAACGACAACUUUUACCCCCGAUCUGUAUCACCGAUGACUCGCACACAUUUCCAUAAGUUAUACGAAAUUUACAGGCAUGACACAAUGUCUGACCAUUUCGGUGCCGUAGACUAUGUGGUGUUCAUCGGUAUGUUAAUGGUGUCCACAAUCAUAGGGCUAUACUAUGCGUGGAAAGACCGCAACAACACUGAUGAAGACGAGUUCCUGAGGGGGGGCAAACAUAUGUCGAUACUUCCGGUUACCAUAUCGAUUAUGGCCAGUUUCCUGCCGAGCACUGCGUUCAUAGGCUUUCCAACAGUGGUGUACGCGACGGGAACCAUGUUGUACUUUAUCAUAAUACCAGCCAUUUUGGCCGCAUUCAUAGCCUGCGAGCUCUUUAUUCCCUAUUUACAAGUCUUAGCGAAUAUAUCGGCGCUGUUAUGUAUGAUACCAUUCUUCGGGGUUGAGCUAUUCGCGCCAUCCAUAGCCCUAUCAAUUGUCACCGAUAUGUCCAUCACAUCAAGCAUUUUAGUCAUCGGUUUUAUUGUUACAAUAUAUACCUCAUUGGGUGGUCUAAAGGGUGUCAUAUGGACCGACUUCUUCCAGUUCUGUGUUAUGAUCUUAGGACUAAUGGCUGUUGUUAUCAGAGGCGCAAACAUAUCGGGAGGAAUGGCCAAUGUUUUCGAGAGGGCUCACGCGGGCGGACGUAUCGAGUUCUGGAACAUGGACUUUGACAUCUAUUCAACAAGCUCAUUUUGGGUUAUGAUGCUGGGCUUCAUAGUGCUAUACAGCGGCACAUUUAGCACCAAUCAAAUGCAAAUACAACGGGUUGUAUGUAUGCCUAAUCUUCGGGCCGCUAAGAGAGCCCUAUACUUCGCGACACCCGGUUAUGUACUGGUCAUUGUGUUGUGCCUGACAACCGGUGUUAUGAUGUUUGCCAGAUAUUACGACUGCUGUCCACUGGUUACCGGUCGCGUCAAACGUCCGGAUCAAAUGCUACCGUUCUUCGUGCUGGACAUCUUUGAGGGCGACUAUCCGGGUCUUCCCGGAAUGUUCGUGGCUCUGGUUUUUGGCAGCUCUUUGAGUACUCUGUCGUCGGGUCUAAACGCCAUGGCGUCCAUUAUUUGGGACGAUUACGCCCGCAAAGUGNUGAGUACUCUGUCGUCGGGUCUAAACGCCAUGGCGUCCAUUAUUUGGGACGAUUACGCCCGCAAAGUGUUUCACUUCUUGCCCGAUAAGUACAGCGUUUACGCCACUAAACUGUUGGCCAUUUUGAUUGGCAUUGUGUCCAUAAGUAUGGCGUUUGUGGCCAAAGAGACCCAAAACAUAGUGGAGGCGGCGAUUAUGCUUUACGGCGCGUCCAAUGGGCCCCUCUUUGGCCUCUUCUGUUUGGGUCUAUUCUUUCCGUGGGCUAACGCUAUCGGAGGCGCCGCCGCUCUCAUCGUCGGACAGAUUAUAUGCUUUUGGAUUACAAUCGGAUCCGUUUCGGACAAGAGAGACCCGACGACUAUGGCGCUGGCCUUAACCACAGUGGGCUGCGAUGCGCUAAACAUCACUUAUUACAGCCAAAACAUUACGGACGUGCCCUUGGCUUUCAUGCAAGCAUAUAAAGUACCACGUUAUCACCCCAAAGGCAAUGACAUAAUCCAUCACAUCUCGCCAUUCUUCGUGCCGUUCAUCGGUUUCUUUGUGUCACUAAUUGUGGGAAAUAUCGUAAGUUUGGCGACAAAAGGCAAUAAAGGGCGGCGUUUAGACAAAAACCUGAUUAACAUCACUGCCUGUUAUUAUUUGGAGAAACUGUUGCCCGAGAGUUGGCGUCAGUUGCAGAACGACAGACCAGUGCGUCGGGUCAGAGACGUCCACUCGUCGCCCAAUAAUCAGCCGACAGACAAACCGAUGGUCGCUAUGCGACAACUGAAUCGCCGUUUGGGCGUAACCGACGACAACGGCGACGAAGACCAAGAGAUAGUGAAUCCGUUGCGCAACGACCAGACGGCCAACAUUUAUCCCCGAAUACCACCGAUCGCUCGCACAAACGUAUAG